AUGAGACAUCCAACCAGAUGCUACUCGUCUCUCCUCUUCCUCUUCUUCCUCUCUGUGAGCUGGGGUCAGAGGUCAAACACAGACAACAAGAGGCCAAUCUGCGAUCACUGCAACCAGCAGCUGUCCUGUAACUGCUCCUAUGGUGGAUUCACCAGUGUUCCCACUGUAACGGGCAGCGCUCUGAGUCUCAAUCUUUCCUUUAACAGCAUAACAGUGGUGACGGAUGAUGACCUGAUGGGCCACAUGCCACUGAAGGCUCUGGAUCUCCACGGUAAUGGGUUAGCUGAGAUCCAUCCAUUCGCUUUUGACUCUCUGUGGAACCUGGAACAACUGGAUCUGUCUGACAACCAGCUGACUGUUCUCAAACACAAAUGGUUCAGGAAGUUGAAAGCUCUGCAGCAGCUCAACCUGCUCAACAACCCAUACAGUUACCUAGGUUCUCCUCCAGUAUUUGAAGCCCUCGUUAGACUGAGGAAGCUGGCCUUUGGAGGUCCUGCUCUAAAGGAGCUGAGGAGAGGAGAUUUGUCUGGAGUCACUCAGCUGGAGGAGUUAACUGUUAAUGCCAACAACCUGACCAGAUAUGACUCUGGCACUUUAGCAGACAUUUGGCCACUGGGUUGUGUCACUUUGGCUCUCCAUGGUCCAUUUUUAACAAAUCUACCCUUGGCUGGGGCUAUGAUUGGUGACGUGUCGUACCCUGAGACACCCAUCACUCUGAAAGACAUCCUUCUGAUUGAAAUUCAGUCUAUUCAGCCUUUCAGAGAGGCAGCCCGCAAGAGGAUCAGGUAUUUGGCCAUACGUAACAUUACUGUGUCUGAUAAGGCUAUUGUUCACUUCCUGAUGAUAUUCGAUGGAGUUCCACUGACCCAAAUAGUCAUAGAUGAUGUCACACUGACAGGCGAAGCGAGGUGGGAGCCAGCCAACAAGACUGAUCACAAAGGCAUAGAUGAGUUCUACAUCCGUAACCUUGUGGUUGUGGAUGUCUACAAAUUUACCUCACUCAUACAAUUGCAGUUUCUGCUGGAGUAUCCCAGGAGGGUAUCUGUGAUAAACUCCAAGGUGUUUGUGAUGCCCUGUCUCACGUCCCGUCUGCUGAAAAACCUGCAGUACCUGGACCUAUCUGACAACCUCCUGACUGACCUGACUCUAGUGGAGACACUUUGUGGUACAAUAGAAACUUUGAAGGACAUUCGAGUUUUAAACUUCAGUGGAAACGCUUUGAAGUCUUUGUCCACUGUGAGCCGACUGGUAACAAAGUUUUCUAAACUGACACACCUGGACAUCAGUAGGACUGGUUACAGUUUCAUGCCCUCAAGCUGCCCCUGGCCUUCCACCCUGCGAUUCCUCAACAUCUCUGGGGCUAAGCUCACAACCAUUACUCCCUGUCUGCCCAAAACCCUGGAGGUGUUGGAUCUGAGCAACAAUAACCUUAAUGAUUUCAUUCUGCUUCUGCCUGUGCUCAGAGAGCUUCACCUCUCUGGCAACAAGUUCCUCAGGGUGCCCUCUGGGCUGUCCUUUCCCAAUCUGCAGACCCUGACCAUCAAGUCAAACACCCUGAACAUGUUUGGAAAAUCAGACCUCCAGUCAUACCAGCGACUUGAAAACAUCCAGGCAGGUCAGAACAAGUUUGUCUGCUCCUGUGACUUUGUCAGCUUCCUCCAAAUGGAACUUAAAGGAGGUGGAGGCAUGAAGUUAACAGAUGGAGUGGACAGCUACAUCUGUGACUCCCCUCUCUACCUGCAGGGACAACUUGUGGAUGAAGUCCGACUCUCUGUUGUCAUGUGCCAUCAGGUUUUAUUUGUGUCAGUGAGCUGUGGGUUGGCGCUGUUUGUAGCAGUUUUGCUGUCUGUGGCACUGUGGCGCAUCCACGCCUUUUGGUACCUGAAGAUGAUUUGGGCAUGGGUCAAGGCCAAGCGUAAUUCUCGACGCCAGCAACAACGCAGAGAUGCUGCAGACUCAGAAGCACUGAUAUCCUUCGACGCCUUUGUUUCCUACAGUGAAAGAGAUGCUAGCUGGGUGGAAAACUUCUUGGUACCUGAGCUGGAGGAACCAAGUGAAACCAACUCUGGGGCCAACUCCACAUCUCCCCAGCCUUUGACUCUCUGCCUCCAUAAACGGGACUUCCUUCCCGGGCAAUGGAUUGUGGAUAAUAUCAUGAGUGCUAUCGAACACAGUCGGAGGACCGUCUUCAUCCUCUCUGAGAAUUUUGUUCACUCUGACUGGUGCCGAUAUGAGCUAGACUUCUCCCACUUCUGGCUUUUUGAUGGGCCCGCUGGUGGUCAGGCGGCCAUCUUGAUCCUGCUAGAGCCACUGUCCAAGGAUGAUGUGCCCAAACGCUUCUACAAACUGCGCAAGCUCAUGAGCUCCACCACCUACCUAGAGUGGCCACAGGAGGAGGAGAAGAGGAAGGAGUUCUGGAGGAGUCUGCGCAAUGCUUUGAGAGGAGAAGAUGACUAA
Archocentrus centrarchus (flier cichlid) is the source of this 2457-nucleotide messenger RNA. RefSeq names its product toll-like receptor 2. The record is from RefSeq and is a predicted model, not a curated record. NCBI's taxonomy places the organism in Eukaryota, Metazoa, Chordata, Actinopteri, Cichliformes, Cichlidae. Bases 1 to 2457 code for a protein of 818 amino acids. The transcript is spliced from 11 exons. Gene Ontology annotation, biological process: inflammatory response; toll-like receptor signaling pathway; immune response. Gene Ontology annotation, cellular component: signaling receptor complex; plasma membrane. Gene Ontology annotation, molecular function: transmembrane signaling receptor activity; protein binding; triacyl lipopeptide binding.